Musca vetustissima is the source of this 1998-nucleotide messenger RNA. Its product is annotated as serine/threonine-protein phosphatase PP2A 65 kDa regulatory subunit. Gene Ontology annotation, cellular component: protein phosphatase type 2A complex; cytoplasm. The transcript has 9 exons. The coding region runs from base 1 to 1998 and encodes 665 amino acids. The record is from RefSeq and is a predicted model, not a curated record. Gene Ontology annotation, biological process: protein dephosphorylation. Gene Ontology annotation, molecular function: protein phosphatase regulator activity; protein binding. Lineage: Eukaryota; Metazoa; Arthropoda; Insecta; Diptera; Muscidae.
AUGGCGACAAGUGAUAAAACUGUGGAUGAUUCCCUGUACCCAAUUGCAGUUCUUAUUGAUGAACUUAAGAACGAAGAUGUUCAGCUUCGCCUAAACUCUAUUAAAAAAUUAUCAACAAUAGCUCUUGCACUCGGUGAAGAACGUACUCGAUCCGAACUAAUUCCCUUUUUAACAGAAACCAUAUAUGAUGAAGAUGAGGUUCUUUUGGCAUUGGCGGACCAACUAGGCAACUUUACUAGUUUGGUUGGGGGUCCUGAGUACGCUAUGUACUUAAUUCCACCAUUAGAGAGUUUAGCAACGGUUGAAGAGACAGUGGUCCGAGAUAAAGCUGUGGAAUCGUUGCGUAUUGUUGCUGCGGAGCACAGCGCUCAAGAUCUUGAAAUACAUGUUGUACCUACAUUACAACGUUUAGUUUCCGGAGAUUGGUUCACCUCACGCACUUCUGCUUGUGGCCUGUUCUCCGUAUGUUAUCCUCGUGUUUCCCAGCCAGUUAAAGCAGAGCUACGAGCUAAUUUCAGGAAAUUGUGCCAGGAUGAAACCCCAAUGGUACGACGCGCCGCUGCAAGUAAAUUAGGAGAAUUUGCAAAAGUGGUUGAAUUAGAAUAUCUGAAGUCUGACCUUAUUCCAAAUUUUGUUCAAUUGGCUCAAGAUGAUCAGGAUUCAGUUCGCCUGUUAGCUGUAGAGGCUUGUGUGAGUAUUGCACAAUUGUUACCUCAAGAAGAUGUUGAACAUUUAGUAUUGCCUACACUGCGCCAAUGCGCCAGCGAUUCUUCUUGGCGUGUGCGUUACAUGGUGGCAGAGAAAUUUGUUGAUCUGCAAAAAGCUGUAGGACCUGAAAUAACUAGAGUUGAUUUGGUCCCUGCAUUUCAAUAUUUGUUAAAAGACGCUGAAGCAGAAGUACGUGCUGCAGUUGCAACAAAAGUCAAAGACUUUUGCGCAAAUCUCGAUAAGGCCAAUCAAGUACACAUUAUUAUGACAUCGAUUUUGCCAUAUGUUCGCGAUUUAGUGUCUGAUCCUAAUCCUCAUGUUAAAUCAGCUUUAGCAUCUGUUAUAAUGGGAUUGAGUCCAAUGCUUGGAGCCUAUAACACUGUUGAGCAUCUUCUGCCUUUAUUCCUCAUACAGCUAAAAGAUGAAUGUCCAGAAGUUCGUUUAAACAUUAUAUCCAAUUUGGAUUGUGUAAAUGAUGUAAUUGGAAUUCAGCAACUAUCACAAUCCUUAUUGCCAGCUAUUGUGGAACUAGCCGAAGAUUCUAAAUGGCGUGUACGUUUGGCUAUUAUAGAAUAUAUGCCUGCCUUAGCCGGACAGUUAGGUCAAGAAUUUUUUGACCAGAAGCUACGUGGCCUUUGUAUGGGUUGGUUGAAUGAUCAUGUAUACGCCAUAAGAGAAGCGGCUACACUCAACAUGAAAAAGUUGGUGGAACAGUUUGGUGCUCAAUGGGCAGAACAGGCUAUAAUCCCAAUGAUCUUGGUUAUGUCACGCAAUAAAAAUUAUUUACACAGAAUGACUUGUCUAUUCUGUUUAAACAUGUUGGCUGAAGUAUGCGGCACCGACAUUACCACUAAGUUAUUGUUGCCAACCGUGCUCCUUCUGGCAUCAGAUCCUGUUUCCAAUGUUCGUUUUAAUGUAGCAAAGACCUUACAGAAAAUCUCCCCUUUUCUUGAUAGCAGCGUUAUCGACUCCCAAGUCAAGCCAACAUUGGAAAAAUUAAAUGCUGACACUGAUGUCGACGUCAAACAUUUUGCUUCUGAAGCUAUAGCCGCCAUUGCCGCAGAAAUGGAAUUGGACGUUUUCCGUGUUAUUAUACCGCCUGUUUUGGGAAAAGCUCAAGAAGAAGCCAUAACAGCAAAACUAAUUGCUGCACCGCCAUCCAGUGCCAAUGACAACAAUUUGGAAUGUCAGUAUUUUCUGGGACUUUUUAUGAAAUGUACUAAUAAAUCCCUAAUAAACAAUACAUAUGUAUAUGUAUAUAGAUCAACUUGUGUUAUUCUAAUCAAUUAA